This is a messenger RNA of Meleagris gallopavo (turkey), 1085 nucleotides long. It is a transcript of the gene CRYBA2, whose product is annotated as crystallin beta A2. Gene Ontology annotation, molecular function: structural constituent of eye lens. Gene Ontology annotation, biological process: lens development in camera-type eye; visual perception. The record is from RefSeq and is a predicted model, not a curated record. Lineage: Eukaryota; Metazoa; Chordata; Aves; Galliformes; Phasianidae.
UGGGGAAAGCCAGCACCGGCACCACCACCUUCGCCUCUGUGCCCUGCGACCAAGUAAGUACCAGGCUGUGAGCCCCCGAACCCCAAUGCACCGCUGCUGCCUUCGCCCCUCGCGUGAAUCCCCCAUAGACAGCGGAAGGGUGUGGGGUUCAUCCUUGCAAGAGAUGUGCCAUCCCACACGGGUCCAACAGGCACCCAGACCCCUCAGCAGGCAGGGCAAGGGGCUUGGAAGCAGCCCCACACAAUGGGCAUAUCACACGCAGAGAGAGGGCGUUGCGGCUGGAGGAGUCUUGAGGUCCCCAGAGACCCUGCAGCUGUAAGGGAAAGGGAUGGGAGGUGUCCCCUGACCAGCCUGGAAGGGACUGGUGACACGGGAUGGGAUGACACCUGGGUGACACUGGGGCUCUGCCCACAGCUGAGCUCCCCGCAUGACCAGCGAAGCCAUGGACACUCUGGGGCAAUACAAGAUCACGGUGUGGGAGGAGGAGAGCUUCCAGGGCAAGCGCUGCGAGUUCCUCAUGGAGUGCCCCAGCAUCAUGGAGCGCGGCUUCCGCAAGAUCCGCUCCAUCAAGGUGGAGUCCGGCCCCUGGGUGGGUUUUGAGUACCCCGAAUACCAGGGGCAGCAGUUCAUCCUGGAGAAGGGUGACUAUCCACGGUGGGAGGCCUGGAGUGGGAACAGUGGAUACCGCACCGAGCACCUCCUCUCCUUCCGACCCGUCAAGUGUGCGAACCACAAUGACAGCAAGGUCAUCCUGUACGAAGCAGAGAACUUCCAGGGGCACAAGUUCGAGCUGAGUGACGACUACCCCUCGCUGCAGGCCAUGGGCUGGGGCAACAAGGAGGUGGCAUCCAUCAAAGUGAAUGCUGGAGCGUGGGUGGCAUACCAGUACCCAGGAUACCGGGGCUACCAGUACGUGCUGGAGCGGGACAGACAGAACGGCGAGUUCAAGAAGUACAGCGAAUACAGCAGCCAGGCCCACACCAACCAGAUCCAAUCCAUCCGCCGCAUCCAGCACUGAGUGGGGGCAAAGUGUGUGCCCUCGCAGCCUGCGGGCUGCCGUGCCAUAGACCUGUACCUGGUAGCAA